CGUCACGCCGCGCACUUCCGGUUGGUGAGCUAACGUAUGUAUCGGUUUGUAUGGAGGAGCUCGGCUCACAGAAGUUAUUUGAUUAAACACAACGGACUGAAACAUGGAAAAACACAUGGGGGAACUGAAGGUGUUUGUCGAGAAUCAUGCAGUCGCUCUCACGGUUGCCUUUGUUGCAGGUGCCAGUGCACUGGCCUUGCGUAGGUGGGUGGCUGGGGGAACAUGUCGGAGCAAGGCCAGGCUGGAUGGAAAAACUGUCCUGAUCACAGGAGCCAACACUGGCAUUGGGAAGGAGACGGCUCUGGACAUGGCCCACCGAGGGGCCAGAGUGAUCUUAGCCUGCAGGGACUUGACCCGAGCUCGUAUUGCAGCUGAUGACAUCCGGCAGAAGAGUGGAAAUGGCAACGUGGUGGUGAAAAAACUGGACCUGGCCUCGCUGCGGUCAGUCAGGGAUUUCUCUAAAGAUAUUCAAGAGAGCGAGGAGCGCUUGGACAUCCUCAUCAACAAUGCAGGAAUCAUGCGGUGUCCUAAGUGGCAGACGGUGGAGGGUUUUGAGAUGCAGUUCGGUGUCAAUCACCUGGGACAUUUCCUUCUCACCAACUCACUCUUGGACCUGAUGAAGAAGUCCACUCCAAGUCGUAUUGUUGUCGUCUCCAGCCUGGCGCAUGAGAGUGGUGAAAUAAGUUUUGAUGACAUCAACCUGGACAACGACUACUGUCCUAGGAGGAGCUACCAACAGAGCAAGCUGGCCAAUGUCCUCUUUGCCAGAGAACUUGCUGCAAGACUCCAAGGCACUGGUGUGACAGUGUACAGCCUUCACCCCGGGGUGAUUCGCACAGAGCUGGGCCGUUAUUACAUUCCCACUUUACCCCUGUGGAAGCGGAUACUGGUAAAGCCCCUGGUGAUGCUUUUUCUCAAAACUCCCUGGGAAGGAGCUCAGACCACAAUCUACUGCGCCGUGGAUGAGAGUGUGGCCAAUCAGAGCGGCCUUUACUACAGUGACUGUGCCCCCAAACAGCCGGCUCCACAGGCCCUGGACGAUGCCGCGGCCAAGAAGCUGUGGGACAUCAGUGCUUCCAUGGUCGGUCUGGCCUAAAACAUAUCAGCCUGACUUCUCACUGAGCUUCAUUUUGAAUUCUUAAGCGUAUGGUGUGGCUUUAUUUUGUAUUUAUUCUCUUAUAAAAUCUUGCGCCGGUGUCUCAGACCUUCAUGACCUGUGAGUCAAUAAGUUUCCACAUCUUGACAGAAGACAGUUACCAAUCAUUGAGACCAGUGUUUUGGGAUUUACCAGUGAAGGCAUUGCUGGAUCCUCUGAUUGGCUAAGCUAAGGUAGCCAAUGGGAAGCAGAAUAGCGACGUAGCCAAGGUUUAUGUCAUAAAACUGGUUGUGUCUCCACAGCCUAAAUUAAAUAAUGAGUAAAAAUAUUCAGUGUUCAGUCUCGGACGGAUUUCAAUCUGUCUAAUUGUUACAAAACGGCUACAGUUUCUGGACGAUAGGUCACGUCUACGUAUUAGUUUUAUAACCUGCCUGUGAGAAAACUGUGCUUUUACACAUUAGCCUAAAGAACAAAUAGACAGUGUAUGAAUGUAACAGUCCAGCAAGUUUGACAAGGUGUUGAUCGUAUCCUUCAUCACUGACUCCAUUCAUCUGUGGAUGAAGGUGAAGCGCCGUCUCCUCCGCUGCUGGACUGUCGUUAAACUCGUCAUCAGCAUCAGUUCCUGUUAGUCUGUUAAUAUCUUUUCUGCUGCCUGGUUUAUAAUCUGCAAAUUAAUUCACAAAUGUGGCUUUUUUUCUUUUGUGUUGCGCCUGUGUUCUUUAAGGAAGUCUUAUCUAUAGUUUAUCAGAUAAAUUCUUCUGUGUCUUGGACUUCUCACUUUUCAUCAGACAUUGAGUCGAGCAGUGAUUGAAAAUAAAAUUAAACAAAAUAAGAGUUAACAGAACAAAACCUUUUAAUUCACACUACUUUUUCAUUUUUCCAUGCUGAAGUCCUGCAAAAUAGAUUUGACCUUUGACCUCUUCACAGCUAAAAGCACAUAAUUCCACAUACAGUGAAGCCCAAUGAUGACAAGUUGUGAUUCUUCUCUAAUAAACUCAGAUCCUUCUGUCAGACA
This is a messenger RNA of Cynoglossus semilaevis (tongue sole), 2111 nucleotides long. RefSeq names its product retinol dehydrogenase 13. Lineage: Eukaryota; Metazoa; Chordata; Actinopteri; Pleuronectiformes; Cynoglossidae. The transcript has 7 exons. The record is from RefSeq and is a predicted model, not a curated record. The coding region runs from base 104 to 1096 and encodes 330 amino acids.